Pimephales promelas (fathead minnow) is the source of this 1925-nucleotide messenger RNA. Its product is annotated as CUGBP Elav-like family member 5. Gene Ontology annotation, molecular function: RNA binding. NCBI's taxonomy places the organism in Eukaryota, Metazoa, Chordata, Actinopteri, Cypriniformes, Leuciscidae. The record is from RefSeq and is a predicted model, not a curated record.
ACGGGGCCGCGCAUGUGAGUCGUGGCCGCGCUCUGCUCUCAUCUCCUCCUCCUCCUCCAGGUGUGGGGGGUGAGCUUGACAUGUUUCGAAUAGAAAGCGAGCGUCUCGUUUCCAGCUGAGCGCGUACUCUCUCCCGGCGCGUGUGCGUGCGUGUGUAUGUUGUUAUUAUUAUCGCGCUCUCCGCCGCGCGCAGAAUGGCUAGAUUCACCCAGACUGAAGCGAGGAGGCAGCAGCAGCAGCAUCCUCAGCAUCCUCAUCCUCAGCCUGCCCACGCCAGCCUGCUCCUCACCGGACCGGGGGCGGUACCGAGCCAGGCAGCGGCACCACUGCUCCUGUUCCCGCACCCGCACCAGCCCCAGUACGCGCACAUCACCUUCCCCAAGCCCAUGAACGGCUCAGAGCCCAUCUCCAUCCACCCCGACAACGGCACCAUGAAAGACCAGGAUGCCAUCAAGCUCUUUAUAGGACAGAUCCCGCGCAACCUGGAGGAGAAGGACCUGAAGCCUCUUUUCGAACAGUUUGGAAAGAUCCACGAACUGACUGUCCUCAAGGACCGCUACACCGGCAUGCACAAAGGCUGUGCGUUCCUCACGUACUGCGCUCGUGAAUCAGCCAUCAAAGCCCAGAAUGCAUUGCAUGAACAGAAGACUCUACCAGGGAUGACACGGCCUAUUCAGGUGAAGCCAGCUGACAGCGAGAGUCGAGGAGAGGACCGGAAGCUGUUUGUGGGCAUGUUGAAUAAGCAGCAGACGGAAGAGGACGUGUACCGCUUUUUCGAGCCCUACGGAGUCAUUGAAGAGUGCACCGUAUUACGAGGCCCUGAUGGAAACAGUAAAGGUUGUGCCUUUGUUAAGUUUUCCACACACACCGAGGCUCAGUCUGCCAUCAGCGGGCUGCACGGGAGUCAGACCAUGCCUGGAGCUUCGUCGAGUUUGGUGGUAAAGUUCGCCGACACCGAUAAAGAGAGGACCAUACGCCGCAUGCAACAGAUGGUGGGUCAGUUCGGCAUCUUCAACCCCACCGUGGCCCUGCCGUUCAGCACCUACAGCAGCACCUACAGUACUUACACACACGCGCUGAUGCAGCAGCAGGCGGCGAUCAUGGCUGCUUCUCACGGGGGUUAUUUAGCGCCCAGCGUUGCGUAUCCAGCGACACAGAUUCACCAGGUGGGGGCGCUCAACAUGAACGGCUUGCCUCCCACCUCGAUGACACCUGUUUCAGGUUUGAGCUCUCCUCCAGCUAACCUGGGCUCGUCUGGCGUCCCGAGCAUCGUGACUCCCAUAGUUAACGGAUUCAGCGGGAUCCCUCACCAACCCAACGGUCAUCCAGUCGAGGCCAUGUACACCAACGGCCUGCCGUCGUACUCCACCCAGAGCCCGAGCGCAGCCGACACGCUUCAGCAGGCCUUCACCGGCGUCCAGCAAUACACAGCCAUAUAUCCUGCCACAACACUGACCCCUAUAGGUCAGACACUGCCACAGCCUGCUCAGAUCAUCCAGCAACAGCAACAGCAGCAGCGGGAAGGUCCCGAGGGCUGCAACUUGUUCAUCUAUCACCUGCCGCAGGAGUUUGGUGAUAAUGAGCUGAUGCAGAUGUUUCUUCCGUUCGGAUCCGUCAUCUCGUCAAAGGUGUUCAUGGAUCGAGCCACCAAUCAGAGCAAAUGUUUCGGCUUUGUGAGCUUUGAUAACCCCGCCAGCGCUCAGGCUGCCAUCCAAUCCAUGAACGGCUUCCAGAUCGGCAUGAAACGCUUGAAAGUGCAGCUGAAACGGCCGAAGGACGCCAGCCGUCCAUACUGACCACAACCAGGGAUGCACACGUGCACUCUCAGCCAUUAGGAGAGGUUUUGAACAGUUGUAGUCUUGACGUUUUGACGGAUGGAAACUUUUCUUGAAAAACUAACACACGAAAAAAAAAAAAAACGACAC